UGACUGGAGAAAGAAUAGUCACAUCCAUUACCAUUAACGAAAUUAAAAUAACCUAUUUUCUGACACUCGCUCGCUUACGUUAUUCUAAAUGCGCUCUUACAGAAAUUUCAAACUUUUGAACUAAGAACACGAAAAACAUGUAUUGUACAAGAAAUAUUGUCUAAAAUACCGGAAUAGUUAUUAUAAUUGACUAAGCACUAAGCCCCACCUUUUAAUACACUUUUUACGGAGGCUUGUAAAAAUAGCUUGAUUCAGAACAAGCCUUCAUAAAAAUAUAUAUAUGACAUGUGACAAAAUGAGAAGAUAUGCUACAAAAUCGCCAGAUAUUAAAUUUUUUGUUCUUUCGAGCUUUUUUUGCUGACUGAUCUAUUUUUUGAAAAUUUAAAAUCGUAAAUUCUCGACUAUUAUACAGACGUAAGAUAUGAGCACAAUGUUUGCGUCACAAAAGACCAAAAUUAUUUUUAAAAUACCUGAAGAAAAGUCUGGACUUAUAUUUGAUAACAAUUGUAAAAAUAUAAAAAAAAUAGAAGAAAAUACGGGCGCAAGAAUAAUACUUAAUGAUGAUGCCACAGAAGCAACUAUUAAUGGGACAUAUGGUCAAUGUGAAGUUGCAAAAUCAAGAAUAGAAGUUUUUCUCGACAAUGAAGCAAAAAAACCAAGACCUAGUAUAUAUCUUGAAUUAGGUUUUAUAAUCCUUGAUACUUCUCGGGCAAUGCUUUCUGCUGCGGAUAAAGGUAUCUCUUCAAGAGUUACACCAAAAAUACAUUUCAGGAAGUAUGAUUUAAAGAAUCAUAAUAGCCAUUCAAAAGGAAAUGAAUUAUUUUAUAUUAUGUUUGAUCAUGAAGAUUCUAACGCUUUAGGUUUAGAAACUAGUAAGAAUUUCAAGGAAGAAUUUAAUGAAUUAGAAAGAGUAAUUGAUGAUGAUAGUGAAUCAUCUACCACGAAUAUUUAUGAUUUCUUAUGUGGAACGACAUCCGAAAGAAAGUCCGAAGAUAGUAAUCCAAUUAUGUGGAACAUAAAAAGGAUUUCUAAUUAUGAAAAUGAUGCUAAUGGAACCUCGAAAGAUCUUGACACAAGUCUAUCUGAAUGGGAGCCAAAUGUAUCAGCUCCAACACUUCAACAACCAUUCAGUAUUUUUUCUCAAUUAUCUAUGUGUAUGGCGAAAAUUAUAUCAAAUGUAUCCGAGUUUUUUCCAGUGAACAAUUCUGGAAUAGAAAUAAAGGCUUCUCUAUAUCUCGGACGCCAAUUGUUUUUUAAUGUACCAAGUAAACCAAAAUCAUAUAGUUUGUCAGAAUGGUGUAAAUUAAGAAGGGCUGGUCCAAAAGGUAUAAAAACUUCUUUUCGGCAUGAUGCACCUUUUGUUGAUGGAUUAAGGAUUCUUCAAGCUGAACUAGGAUUUCAAGAAGCUGAGAGUUUUGGAGAUAGCGAAAAAGAUAAAUGGAGCGUCACGAUUUAUUUUAAUGAUGGUGAAGACAAGAAAUUAAAAUUAAAUUGGGAUCAUCAAAAAAGUAUUUUAAAUUUAUCUAUCAUGUUGCUUAUCUUUUGAAAAUUUUUUUCAUUUCUUGACGCGGCCUUUUCUUAUAAUUAGGAACUUGGAAGAGAUGAAAGCGACAUGUCUUUUCGUGUAAAAGAUUUUGCAGAUACUUUAAAUGUUACUAGGGUU
Messenger RNA from Rhizophagus irregularis DAOM 181602=DAOM 197198, 1663 nucleotides. The record is from RefSeq and is a predicted model, not a curated record. Lineage: Eukaryota; Fungi; Glomeromycota; Glomeromycetes; Glomerales; Glomeraceae.